Molecule: messenger RNA, 3907 nt
Organism: Cydia amplana
Lineage: Eukaryota; Metazoa; Arthropoda; Insecta; Lepidoptera; Tortricidae
Product: superkiller complex protein 3
Exons: 2
Coding region: 45-3857 (1270 amino acids)
Cellular component (GO): Ski complex
Molecular function (GO): protein binding
Source: RefSeq, a predicted model, not a curated record
UUUUUACACUUUUCAUGUCAUGAGUGUUGAGAUUUAUUUUUGCGAUGGCCGACAUUAAAGCAUUGUUGAAGGAAGCAAGGAAACUAAUUGAUGACAACAAUUACAAAGAUGCACAAGAAUGUUGCAAAAAUAUUCUAAGAAAGGAUAAACAAAACUAUAUAGCACUAGUGCUCCUUGGGAAAUCACUACAAGAUGCUGAUCAAGCACCCUUAGCCUAUCAGAAGGCUAUUGCAAGCAAACCAGACCAUCCAUUAGCCUGGCACGGUCUUGCCAACUAUUAUGAACGAAAAGAUGAUGAAUCCUCAAAAACAAAACUGAUUACUGUCUAUGAUGAAAUAUUAAAGUUGCAAAUUGAAGAAGACAAAGCAUUAGAAAUAAUUACCAAAUUUGGGCACCUCGGCUGCCAUCUAAAGAGCAAUGAAGCUAUCACUACACUUCUCCACUAUAAAGACAAAGUUAGUGAGGCCAAAUUAUUAGCUGCAGUAGAAAAUCAACUAUUAGAACUUCUUAAGAGUGGUAUUUCUUGUAAAGAAGAUGACAUACUACCAAUUUUAAAGCUAUUAGAUCAGCUUUACAUUAAAGAUCCUAGCAGUUCUCUGGAGCUACUUUAUGCCAAAGUGAUUCUUCAAAAAAGCGACUACACAAAAGCAGUUAAUGAAAUUAUAGCACUUCAAUUCUUUUCACAAAAUGUUGUGUUACGGGAAUUCCUUUGCGAACACAUAUGCAACAGAUAUGUUAGAGAUAAUUCAUUCAAUAACAUACCAAUAGAGAGUCUUGUAGACAAAAUAACAGAUGGAAUUGAAAAUUCCAAGUACCCUGGCUUGCUGAAAUGUAUGAUUUAUUUUGACAAAUCAGAAUAUUUGGAAGCUUAUAAGCAGUGUGUCCCAUUGAUAAACUACCAACAAGCAGAUAUUACACAAGCAACAUUUAUUAUAAAAUGUGCCAUGAUGCUAGAGAAAUGGCCAGUUGUACAAAAGUUGGCUACUAAUUUCCUCCCUAAAGCCAAAGAGCCAAAUUUUGUCUUGGAUUUGAAAAGAUACUUGUUUUUAUCACUUGCCAAACAAAGGAAAUGGAAGCAAGCAAUUUGUACUGUAUCAGAAAUACCCAUUGGUACUUUGAGUAUUAGCGAACAAGCUAUUCUCGCAGAAUGUUACAUUGAAACAAAUGAAAAUGCAGAACACAUAAUGGAACAGCUUCAGUGUAGUGAAUACCAUCUUCAACUUCAAGCUUUAUUUUUACUGAAACAGCAAAAAUAUGCUGAAACAGUAACACUUCUUCAAAACAUUGAUGACAAACCCUUGUGUAUGUUCUACUUAGGCAAAGCACUCUGGAAACUUAAGGACUAUGAAAAGAGCCAAAUCAAUUUACUGAAGGCAGCAAGACUUAACCCACACCAUCCAGAAACAUUUCUGUAUUUAGGCCAUUUCUACCAUGAUUACAAAAAUGAUUUAGAAAAAUCAAGAAAAUGUUAUGAGAAAGCACACAGUUUGGACAGUACCAAUCCCAAAAUAACUAAAAAAUUAAGUGAAGUUUACACAAAAUUAGAACUAAGAGAAGCUGAUUUUGAACUCCUAAUAGCCGCAGAGAAGAACACACAGGAGUCUUGGUUGAAUUUUAGAUUGGGGCUGCACUAUAUGAGUAAAAGAUUGUGGGAAAAUGCUGUUGUACAGUUUAGAAAUGUUAUCAAAAGUGAUCAGAGCAAUAUUACUGCUUUUGAAUGUUUAGCUGAUGCAUAUUAUUCUCGGGGCUCGUACACAUCAGCAUUAAGAGCUUAUAAUAAAGUAAUGACAGCCAAUCCUAGCAGGAGCUCACACUGUCUCACAAAAAUAGGAAACAUACAUUCUCUCUUAACGCAGUAUGAAGAAGCAAUUGCUACAUAUGAGAAAGUUCUAAAAAUUGAUGCUAAUUCUAUGUUAGCUUUAAAAGGCAUAGCAGAAACAUGGAUCAGGAUUGCCAAGAAAAAAGUAAUGGCUAAAGUAUAUGGCAGUGCAAGAGAUUGUGCUCAGGAAGCUAUAAAUUACCUUAUCAAAGCAUUACAGAAACAAAAGCAAUUUAUCUGUCUUUGGAAGCUUUUAGCAGAUACUUUGAUAUUUGUCACCACUUUGCCAAAUAAAUAUGCCUAUGCGUAUAUGACAGAUUUACUUGUGCAAUCUGAUGAGAAUAUCCGGACAUAUCAGAAGCUAGACAUCUUCCCAAAAGCGAUUGCAUGUUACUCUCUUGUUGCUAAAAAGAAUCAACAAUCUGCAUCUUAUGAGUUAGCAUCAACUUACUUUGCAUUCUAUCAAGAAUCACGGAAAUUGGUUAAUUGCCACAUAGCUUAUAAGUUGACACUUCAAUGCAUAAAGGAAAAGCCAUCUCAUUGGAGAAAUUGGAAUUUGCUCGGAAAAAUAUGUCUAUUUAUAAAGAAAUUUGAUCUUGCACAGCAUUGUUUCAUCAAAGCUUUACUUGUAACCCGAAAAUGGUCUGUUGCCAAAAUUUGGUGUAAUCUGGGAACCCUGUACUUAAAGUUAAAUCAUCACAAGUUGGCUAACUACUGCUUUUGGCGCGGGCAGUCCACUCUGCCUUCUUAUCCUCUGAGUUGGAUUGGACAGGCACUGAUUGCAGAAGUCAUUAGGGAAGAGGAAGCUAUGGACCUUUUCAGGCAUGCGUCACGACUUGGAUACCACCCUGAAAGUGCACUUGGCUAUGCUGAUUGGGUGUGCCGCACAUUAAAAAAGAGUAGUAACUACAAAGAAAACUCAGAGUUAAAGUAUGUUAUAGAUGGUCUCCACGCAAUUCCUUAUGCUAUAGAUCUUGUUGAGUGGUACUCUACUUUUGAACCUAAUAAUGCUUGUGCCUGCACCAUUCUCGGAAUCCUCCAAGAACGCUUUGGACUUGUCAGGGCGGCAUUUAAAUCAUAUGAAAAAGCAUUGCAGUAUGCAGAUGAUGUAAAUCGAAAUAUUACAUUCCUGAAUAUGGGAAGAAUAUUGAUGAGAAUGGAGAGAUAUGAUGAAGCAGUGAAAGUGUAUAAAGCAAUAACUGAAGCCAGCUUAGACUCUACAUGUGGCUUAGCUCUUGCCCUUUAUAAGAAAGGUCUUUAUGAAGAAUCAUAUGCAGCUUAUGAUGCGGCUCUGCAUUGGUUGAGCAAUGAAGAUGAUGAUAAAGCAGACAUUCUUGUGGCUAUGGCUGGCAUUGUGUAUAUGUAUAAAGGAGCAGAUGAUGCAAAAACUUUACUUUUCCAUAGCAUCCAAAUAUCACAAAAGAAGCCCACACCAUACAGCUUAUUUGCAAUUUGUUCAUUAGGACUAAUACAUUCCGAUCAAAGUCUGUCUAAACUUGCUGUGAGUGAGAUGCAAAAAUAUGAAAUGGAUGGUAACUUUGGAUUUGAUAUUGGUUUUCUGAAGUCUUAUGUACUCUUAUGUGACGAAAAUAUUGAAGGAGCUAUAAAAUUGCUCAGUGAUUCUCUUCAUGAUCAUCCAAGCAAUGCACUUCUGUGGUUUUGCAUGUCCCAGUACUGUCUUAGGGAAUCCAAUAAGAGAGCUAAAGUGGCCAGUGGUUGUGCUCAGAGAGCCUUGUGCUUAGCUCAUUAUGGUGAGUGUAAAUGUAAUCCAGCUGAAAUAAUUUCUACUGCCAGCAUUGCUGAGCAUUUUGCGGGCAACCAAACCAAGGCCUUGUUGUUGGCUAAAGAAGGCUUACACAUGUAUCCUAAUCAGUCAGAAAUCUGGGCUGCUCUCUUGUUUUCACUUUUGCCACACAAAAUAUGGAUAGAAAGGAAGGACUGGUUAUUGGCUGCUGCUGGGCAUAUGCGAAGACAUUUAGAAAUCUCGCGCUCUCUAAGUAGAUGGGUUAACCUUGUAGAGAAAAAACUAAGUAGGUAAACAAAAUGAAAGAAGAUGUUUAUUGUGUCUAAUAUUUGCAAUUUUAUGCG